CUGGCCCGUUCAAUUGUGCCUUACAAUAAUUUAAAGACAAUACCUACCACUGAGCGUAAACGUUCUGAAGGCAGUGGCAGUCUUUUAGUGGGAUUGCCUUUUAUACGCCUUGUGACUACAACUGUAUCCUCGUCCCGACAGUGGCGGGCGGGCACGUGCGCACACUCUGGCUGACGUCAUCGGCGUGCUUUGGACUGCCCGCAUUCGGCGAAGAUGACUUGUUUUUUAAAAUCUUGGUGGUGCUUUUUAACAGACGCAGAAGUAACAGCCACAUUCGAAUGUAUCUUUAAACAAUGGAUCUUUACAGAUUGACAGGGAUUGUUGUGCAGUUUUGGCUGUUAUGCCUACUGUGUGUCCGAUGCCAGCCUCCAGCCAUCGAGGGCAUUCUUAUUGACUUCAGUCAAGAACCUCUUAAAGAAUGGAAUACUGAAAUGCCAAGAGUGGUAAAAGGCACAAAGAUGUCCUACAAAUCAGUGCAUAACCAAAUAGUUUAUCAAGUGUGCAACUCUCUCUACAAACAAGAGAACAAGCGGUUCUGGAGUGACUGGACAGAUAAGGGAGAAGCACAACAUCUCUUUCUAGACUUGGAAUUUGCUAUUGAAACCUGUGAACCAGGUUUUCUAGUUUGCACUAAUCAACUGCAUGUCUACCUGAUUCAGUCAGAAAAUGAAGAGAGAAUUAGUUUCACCAAGGCAAAAAAAAUUGAAGUAAACAGUGAAAAAUAUGUUGCGUAUAAUGCUGAUGUACAAACGAUUUUUGAACAUAUCAACAUUUUUUCUGGUAUUUAUCUUGGAUCCCUUUCCAGGUCAGGAUUCUAUUUGGCAUUUGAAUAUGAUGGACCAUGUCUAUUCCUGGUCAGGUCAAGGCUGUAUUAUAAAAAGUGUCCCGCAUAUACUGAGAACCUGGUUACCUUCCAGACCAGCAUUGGAGGAACUGGUAACACUGUUGGUACCUGUGUAGAAAAUGCCUUGGAGGAUUCACCCCCAACUAGAGAGUGUCAAAUAGAUGGGCUUUGGGGGAAUUUGCAAGGAUACUGUACCUGUGACAAAGGCUUUGAACAAAAAGAACAUAUCUGUCAAGCUUGCAAGAUGGGGUUCUACAAGCCAGCAAAUGAGACUGGCCCAUGUCGUCAAUGUCCACCAAACACCAUAACAACAAAACAUGGAGCAGAGCUGUGCAUUUGCAUUACAGGGUUCAGCCGAUUGAACACUGAUCCUCUAGAUAUGGGCUGUACUAAGCCUCCGUCUCCACCUCACAAUCUUACAUUCAUACGGACUCCAACUUCUAUAAAAUUGUCCUGGGAACCUCCACGAGACACCGGAGGGCGAGAUGACUUGGAAUAUCAUGUUACCUGUAUGUUUAUAGCUCAGCCUGAGAUCAUUGAAUGGAAGACAUGUGGGAAUACUAUCCAGUAUUCACCACAGGGACAAAAUUUAAUCAACACUACUGUAUGGAUCACUGGUCUUCAAAUGGAGUAUGAGUACCAUUUUGAGGUUGAAGCUGCCAAUGGAUUAUCAACUUUUGAGUCCAGGGGGAGCUCUAUAAUUUCUAUUAACAUCUUCAAUAAAGAGUCUUCCAUCUUAUCCUCAACAGUAGUGCAGCAAAAAGAAGGAGGAAUAUUUUACUAUAUUAUUGGUGGAGUGGGACUUCUGCUAGUAGUAGUCCUGAUUGUGAUCUCACUGGUAGCGGCCCUUCGGAAGUCCAGGAAACUUUGGUCUGAAGGGGAAGUGGAGCUGCAGCUCCUCAACUCUGGGCGGACCUACAGACGACAUCCUCAGGAGAAUAGGGCAUCUUCUCAAGAGCUGUGUCAACAAAUCCAAAACUUUCAGACUGUUGGCCUCAGUGAGGAACUAAAAACAAAACUUCAAGGGGUUCUUGUGGAUCGCAGUCUUCUGACUCUGGGAAGAGACCUGGGAGCAGGGGAGUUUGGGAAUGUCUACAAAGGAAUAUUCCAAGCAAAAAACAGUCAUCAAAUUGAAGUGGCUGUGAAAACCAUGAAAGUGGGGAUCUACAGUUUGGAAGAACUGGAGUCAUUCCUUAAGGAAGCUGAGCUUAUGCAGAAUUUUGACCAUCCCAAUGUGAUGAGUUUAUUAGGAGUCUCACUUGAAUCAAGAACUGAAAGCAAAAUCCCGAUUCCUUUGGUCAUUCUACCCUUCAUGAAUCAUGGAGAUCUGCGACGUUUUUUACUAGCGACCCGACAUGGAGAAAUUCCUAUGUUUGUACCCUAUCAGACACUUCUGCGUUUUAUGAUUGAUAUAUCUUCAGGGAUGGAGUACCUCUCUUUCAAGGGAUUUUUGCACCGUGAUUUGGCUGCACGAAACUGUAUGAUUGGAGAUGACCUCAGGGUGUUUGUUGCUGAUUUUGGCCUCUCCAAAAAAAUCUACAGUGGCAAUUAUUACCGCCAGAAAAUAGCCAUUCGGAUGCCAAUAAAGUGGAUGGCUAUAGAGAGUUUAGCAGAGUCUGUGUACAGCAGUAAGAGUGAUGUGUGGUCUUUUGGAGUGACCAUGUGGGAGAUUGUAUCGCGAGGACGAAUCCCAUAUCCCGGGUUACAGAAUCAUGAAUUGCUUGAAUACCUAGAAGCAGGAAAUCGAUUGAAGAUGCCUUCAGAUUGUGACCAAAAGCUAUAUGAUCUGAUGUGUUCUUGCUGGCAAGCAGAUGCGGUGGAGAGACCUGACUUCACAUACCUGAACUUGAACCUUAGGAGACAACUAGAUGCUCUGCCUCCUGUCCUAGCCAAAGAAGAAGCAUAUUACAUCAAUAUGGGCCUAGAAGCAGCAGCAUAUGGUGGAGAAAGUUUAGACGAGGGAGAUAUGGGAAAUAUGUACUUGCCCUCACCCAAAGCUGCCUCUCCGAACAGCACAGGCUGAACCGGUUGGCAGGACACUGACACUUUCAGGGCAGAUGCAUGUAAAUCCAAAUGUGGAUCAUUUAGGCACAUACCUGCUUGCAGCUUACUUUUCCAGUUGCUGGCUCUACUGGAUAGAGAGAGAAAAAAGAAGGGGAUGUAUUUAAAAAUAUAUGGGUCGCCAUUCAGUACUUAAUAUUUAAUGAAUUUUUGCUGGUCAUAUAAUCAAAUUUAAAUUCAUUUUUUACACAUAUUUUUGAAAAGUAUUUUUUCAGGAUGGUUUUGAAUUUUUAGUUAUGCACUUUUUAAAACAGUGUCUUUUUUACCUUUAACUACUAAUACAUAUUGUUAGUGCUUACUAUGAAAAUGAUUAUAAUCUACAAUCAUAGUUAUAGUAAAACAAAAUCCAAACUGGGUACAAGUACUCAAACAUACUCUUAAAAUUUGAAUUGUAAACAGUGUGUUAUUUUGUCACACCUUUUGUUUUACAAAUGAAAAGUGUUAAAAGAAUAUAUACAUCUGCUUUUAGGACAGCGUUUCUUAGCUUUUAAGUAUUUGCGACCCGAGUUUUCAUAACAGUUUUAAUCGCGCCCCCCUAACGUUUUUUUGGUUUGAGCCCACUAAUUCCAGUUUGUUCUUUUUUAAUUAAUGAUAUAUCAUAGUUGCAUAUUUUAUUAUACCUACAUAACUUUUAUCCACAUUUAUAUAACUCUAUAUUUAUUUUUCUAUUAUCAGAAUGUAGUUUAAGUUCAUUUGUUUUGGUUUCAAUAGAUGUACUUUUUUUCUUCUUUUCACAUCUUUGUGCCCCCCUUUUUGUUAGUUCGCGCCCUCCUAGGGAGAGAACCACUGUUUUGGAGAUGUUGCUUGCCAGCUGAGGAGGUUGGUUUUACUAUUCUGGCCUUUGCAUAGCUAACAGAGGACACAUGGUUUGAAGACUGAGGGCAUAUGUUGAUAAGAACAUAAUGUAGUAAUCAACUUGAUUAUUCAGUAAUAAUCCAUCAUCGUUAUUAUCCAUGGGCCCAGCAUUAAAAUAUAAAGUUGCUCUGAAGCAAUGGUUCUCAAUACAAUACCUGAUGAUUUUGUUUUAAUCCACUUCUUAUUCCAUGACCAGUCACUACAUCUUAAUUCAUCCAAUGAUCCAUCCAUUUGUUGAACUUGGUUCUUCUAUUAUAGAGCACAGGGAGCCAGAACAUAUUCAGGCAACAAUGGCACCAGGUGGAAUCCCUUCCACCCGUCCAUCAAGAGCCACAUUUUUCCACACAGCUACAUAUACACAUAACAGGCCAGUUUAGUGGCUGUGGUUUGGGAUGUCAUAAGAAACCUGGCUGCCAAGAGAAAGGCCACACCGACUGUGGCAACAACAACAACAUUUAUUUCUAUAGCACAAUUUGAUGGAUGUAACUCGAAAGUGCCUUACAAGAUGUGAAAGAAAUAGUUACAAGUAAAGAAAAACAAAUUAAAAUUAGGUAAGAAUAAAUAUGCAUAAAUAACAAAAAAAAUCAAUAUGGACUUGCAUAAAAUAGUUACAUAUUUAGUAGAAAGGUAUAAUUUUAUAUAUAGUAUCCUAUUCUAUGUCUCUAAAGAUGAGUAUAAUGAUAAGGUCAGAUUCCAGGAGGACAGAAGAAAUAAAAAAAAUACUCCAGAUAAGUUAGAGAAAAAACACAUUCUGCAAGGGUUUCAACUUCCAAAACUGAAAGACUACUCAGCCCCCCCUUGGAAUUCUAUCUAACAUAAAUGUUCUUUUAAGUUGUUACUUUUUGUUUUUAGGCUUUGUCCUAGUGGAUUUGAUGCAGUGCGUCUCAUCAACAACCUGGGCACCCACCUUCAUUCAAGCAUCACAGCCAGCUAAACAGUG
This is a messenger RNA of Erpetoichthys calabaricus (reedfish), 4700 nucleotides long. RefSeq names its product tyrosine-protein kinase receptor TYRO3-like. Gene Ontology annotation, molecular function: protein binding; transmembrane-ephrin receptor activity; ATP binding. The record is from RefSeq and is a predicted model, not a curated record. The transcript is spliced from 15 exons. Gene Ontology annotation, biological process: protein phosphorylation; axon guidance. Lineage: Eukaryota; Metazoa; Chordata; Cladistia; Polypteriformes; Polypteridae. Gene Ontology annotation, cellular component: neuron projection. The coding region runs from base 294 to 2867 and encodes 857 amino acids.